Messenger RNA from Verruconis gallopava, 1378 nucleotides. RefSeq lists its product as uncharacterized. The record is from RefSeq and is a predicted model, not a curated record. Bases 1 to 1326 code for a protein of 441 amino acids. Gene Ontology annotation, molecular function: catalytic activity. NCBI's taxonomy places the organism in Eukaryota, Fungi, Ascomycota, Dothideomycetes, Venturiales, Sympoventuriaceae. The transcript has a single exon.
AUGUUCGCUCAAACUCUGCGCAAGAGUCGUGUACCGAAUCCAAAGUUUGUAAUUUUCAAGGGGUCAUACUCUCGCUGCAUUUCCAUCGCUGCACGCGACGCGUCGAGGGAGAGGUCCGGUCCUCUAGCCGGCUUGCGCGUUCUCGACCUUUCCCGCAUACUCGCGGGUCCCUUUUGCACUCAAUUGCUCGCAGACUAUGGCGCCGACGUGAUCAAGAUCGAACAACCGGGCACCGGCGACGACACGCGUCACUGGCGCGCCAAGGGGGAGGCGGACCACUGGCUGGUGUCGUCACCCAUGUCGUUCUACUUCACCGCCGUCAACAGGAACAAACGCAGCAUGACGCUGGACUUGAAAAAGCAGACAGGUCUCAACAUCCUGUAUGAUCUUGUGAAGCGGAGUGACGUCCUCGUCGAGAACUUCGUCCCCGGGAAAAGCGACGAACUGGGUUUCGGAUACGACAAGGUGAGGAGCCUGAACAGCAGACUCGUGUACGCGAGCAUCUCUGGAUACGGCGCCAGCGGACCAUACUCGACCCGUGCGGGCUACGAUGCUAUCGCCGCAGCGGAGGGCGGGCUCAUGCACAUCACUGGCGAAGCAGACGGCAAGCCUCUACGUCCCGGACUGGGUAUGGUCGACAUGAGUACCGGCAUGCUCAUGCACGGAGCCAUCCUUGCCGCGUUAAGAGCCCGUGACACGACGGGCCGCGGACAGAAGCUGGAUGUCAGCCUGUUUGAGACGCAGCUGAGCCUGUUGAUCAACAUUGGCGUCAACUGGCUCAACAUGGGCAUCGAAGGUAGGAGAUACGGAGCUGCGCACCCAAGCAUAUGCCCUUACGACACGUACAGGACGAAGGACGGGUACCUGGCUCUCGGAGCAAAUAAUGAAAAGCAAUGGCACGUGCUGUGCGACAGGCUGGGUCGAAACGAUUUACGGGAAGACCGAAGAUUUGGGUCGAACCCGCUGCGGGUGCAGAAUCGAGAGGUGCUCGAUGAGAUCCUCAAAGAGACCUUGCUGCAGAAGACGAAUGCGGAGUGGCUUGCCACGCUUGAAAACAGCGGGCUUGCUCAUGGCCCAGUCAAUACGAUACAAAAGGCCUUUGAGCACCCGCAAGCUCAGGCUAGGGACAUGGUCCAGGAGAAAGAGUCGGCAUACACAGCUGUCGGCAAGAUAAUGAUGAUCGGCCCGCCAGUCAAAUUCAGCGAGGACGGAGCGGGGAUUCGUACCAUUGCUCCGCUGCUAGGCGAGCAUACUGAGGACGUGCUGCGAGAGCUUGGCUAUGACGGACAGCAAAUUGGAAGCCUGAGAAAGCAGGGCGUGGUAUAGCAAGCAUAGUCAAGCACAAAAAAGCGGUUGAAAAGAGCUCUGUAAAAUUCCG